UCCUGGGAGGAGAGGACAGGAAUAGCUCCGCUAUCGGAUGCCUGCCGCAGGGGCCGCGGCCGCGCUCCUCUGUCGCUAUCUUUUCGGGGCUGACAUUUGAGCCCAGCCCUCCCUGGUGUGCUGGGGCCACCCUCCAUCACCCGACUCCUGCGUCCUUCCCUCCGGCACGGCCGGGGACAGGCAGCAGGAUGGCAGGCGGGCGGCGGCGUGGGGGUGGACGGCGUGGGGGACCCCAGCAGCAGCUGAAGAACCGCGAACCCACCCCCUCGCCUGCACCCCUCUCUCCCCCAGCUGCUGUGGUCCAGCAAAAGGCAGGAGCUCCUCCCAAAACCAGCCCCCCCAAGAAGCCCACGGAGGAGCCAGUGGCCAGAGCACCCGACGUGGACUCGCUGGGUUUCCAGGCCAUGGACCGCAACGUGCCAGGGCUGUCCCACGUCAUCCUCCAGAAGCUCAAUAUGAAGAGCUACGAGGACUACAAGUCUGCCAUGGACGGGAGGAAGAGAGGCAGCGAUUUUGGCAUUCGGACAUACUUUGACAUGUUCCAGAAGAUGGAGGACACCUUCAAGUUCUGCGCUGAGUGCAAGAAGCUCCCUGAUGCCCUUCCUGACCCCAAAAGCCUCCGGCGAUGCAAGAGGUGCCAGAACGUGUACUACUGCAGCGUGGUGUGCCAGCGUGCCAACUGGCCGCUGCACAAGAAGUUCUGCAAGAAGCUGAAGCUGGUGGCCCUGGAUCGGCUGGUGGAGUGGCUCGUCUUCACAGGAGACAUCCCCUUCCCCACGGAGCCCUGGACAAAGCCCGCCGGGGAGGUGAAGGGCUGGCAGGACUGGUUCUGCAUGCAGGGGCAGCUGGAGGAGAAGCUGGGCAGCAUCGUGGGCGGGCGCUACAUGAACCUGCUGUGGGCCAACGCCGGCAAGCCGCGGCCGGAGGAGCGGGAGCUGCGCGACUCCGUCCGCCGCCUGGUCACCGACUUCCACUCGCGGCCCCUCACCCUCGGCCUGGCGCUUCGCCUCUUUGGCAUCAGCCCCUUCGCCAAGGCCCUCACCGUGCACGUGGUGGGGGCAUCCCACGUGGAGACCCUCAACACCCGCCUGACAGACUACGACGAGCUGACGAGGAUGUUCCCGGGGCACCGGGGAGUGGAGGUGGUGAUGGUGGGUGUGGAUGUGGUGGAUGGACCCAUCAUGAGGCCACCGCUGGCUGUGCCAGCACCCCCGGGAGAGGUCUACCUCAGCAGCUACAAGGGGCUCUACCACGACUUCUGGGAAAGCCACGUGGAGACCAAGCUGGCUGUCCGCCCUGACCUGGUAGUGGGAUUUCACCCAGGUUUCCACGCCUGCCCAGACCUGCUGGCAGGCUGGCUGCCCACCCUGCUGCUGCUGCGGGACUACCGCCUGCCCGUCCUCUUCACCGUCUACAGUGAGCAGGAACUGAAGGCCUCCCUGCAGAUCCUGGUGGAGCUCGAGAUGCACAUCGUGGGCUUUUCCGCCAACCCCUUUGCCUCGCUGCGGCCCGAGCAGGUCUACUCCAGCCCAAAUAAGGCCCCGGUCUACUGCAGCUCCCACUUCAUUGCCCUGCUUGGGCUGGCAGCAUCAGCUGUGCCAGGCACUGAGGAGCUGGAGGAGGAUGAUGGUUGGCAGGGAGGGGAUGCCAGUGCCACUGGUGUGGCUGGGGGCAUCACCUCAGGGUUGGGCUGACCUCAUGCAGCCAGCAAUGCCCAUGCAACCCACACCCCAGGAUCCAGUCCUCCCAGAGUGGGUC
Molecule: messenger RNA, 1758 nt
Organism: Pogoniulus pusillus (Red-fronted tinkerbird)
Lineage: Eukaryota; Metazoa; Chordata; Aves; Piciformes; Lybiidae
Gene: MSS51
Product: MSS51 mitochondrial translational activator
Exons: 6
Coding region: 189-1694 (501 amino acids)
Source: RefSeq, a predicted model, not a curated record